CAAACCGGUGUGCUCGGAUACAUGCUGUAGCUGCUCGCCCGCACUGCAGAUUAACUCUUACCGUGCCGGGAGAUGCAGCGAGACAUGAAAAGGAUUGGUCAGAGCUUCCCUUGACUAAAGCUCGCAUUUCAACUCUUCAGCCAGCCAGCUCUUUCCCUAGGGAUCACAAGGAGGCCUGCUAAACUCAGCUCAUCCCUCAACCUGCCACACAGAGUGGGACAGAGGCCUGGCACUGUGGAGAUGGGGACACACAUAGGGAUGCGCACAGAAGAGGCAAAGGGAGGAGUGUGCUUCUGAUCGUUAUGCCUGGUCAGCUAAAAGAGAAAAGCAGUGGUAAACUGUAGAACACUCAAGAAGCACACCACACAGCAUGAGGUUCCUUACGGUUGGUGACAGGGGCUGAAGUUGGCCAAUAAUUUCUGUCUUGGGGAGUGUUUCACUUCAGCAGGGAGUGUCGAGCCUCCCCUCCAGUCCAGAGGGAGGUUGUGGCGAGCGGCCCUUGUGUUUCCGGAUGCAGAACAUCCUCGAUCAGAACUUAGACAUGGCCACGGCUCUACUCGCCGGCGAGAAGCUGAAGGAGCUGAUCCUGCCGGGCUCCUCUCAGGAUGAGAGGGGGGGGUUACUGGCCGGCCUCCUGGUGCAGCUCAAACUGGAGCUGCCCUUCGACCGCGUUGUCACCAUAGGGACGGUCAUCAUCCCCAUCCUGCUGGUCACCCUCGUCUUCACAAGGAACUUUGCAGAUUUUUUCUCAUUUUUGUCCUAUUUCUCAGAGGAGUCCAUUUACUGUUACACACCACACAACUUCACCAGAGACCAGGCACUGUAUGCAAGAGGCUACUGCUGGACAGAGCUGCGCGAUGCUAAACCUGGUUUGGAGUCUCACCUUUGGCCUUCACUUUUUGAACACAAGUUCCUGCCCUAUGCCCUGCUGGCCUUCGCUGGAAUCAUGUAUAUUCCUGCUUUGGGCUGGGAGUUCCUUGCCUCUACGCGGCUCACUUCAGAGCUCAAUUUCCUGCUUCAAGAAAUUGAUAAUUGCUACCAUCGAGCCGCUGAGGGCCGAGCACCGAAGAUCGAGAAGCAGAUUCAAUCCAAAGGACCUGGCAUUACCGAGCGAGAGAGGCGGGAGAUCAUAGAGAACGCAGAGAAGGAGAAAAGCCCCGAGCAGAACCUGUUUGAGAAAUAUUUAGAAAGACGAGGCGAAAGUAACUUUCUAGCUAAGCUUUACCUGGGGCGCCACCUGGCUAUUAUCUGCCUCAGUACCAUCCCCAUUUCCUACCUGAGCGCCUACUAUGCCCGCCAAAGGCAGAAUGAGUUCACCUGUGCCCUUGGUGAGCCCCCGGACAUCAGCAGCUACUUCGAGCUGAAGCUCAGGGUCAACUGUAAGCUGCCUGCGGUGCAGCUGCAGCGCAUCAUGGCAGCAGUGGAUAUCUCUCUGCUCUGCACCAUGAACCUCAUCAUCCUGCUUAAUUUGCUGCACUUGUUUGUGGUGCGCAAAUCCAACUUUGUAUUUGACAAACUGCAUAAAGUUGGCAUUAAAACACGGCGACGCUGGCAGAAGUCUCAGUUCUGUGACAUCAACAUCCUGGCCAUGUUCUGCAACGAGAACAGGGACCACAUCAAGUCGCUCAACCGGCUGGACUUCAUCACCAAUGAGAGCGACCUCAUGUAUGAUAAUGUAGUCAGGCAGCUGCUGGCUGCGCUUGCACAAUCCAACCAUGACGCUACGCCCACCGUGAGGGACUCUGGGAUACAAACCAUCGAUGGCAACAUGGACCCCUCUGAACUUGGGAUGGGAGACAUGACUGGGGAGCCGCUGGUCCUCAAACGGCCACGCAAGAAGAUGAAAUGGAUCCCAAGCUCAAAUCCUCUCCCUCAGCCAUUCAAGGAACCCCUUACCCUGACACGUCUGGAAAAUAGCAACAAGCCUGAAAAACCCAAACCAGUAAGACGAAAGACGGCGGCAGACAGCUUCAUUGCACCACUUCUGGAUACCAAAAGCACACAAUACCCUAUCACAAAAGAUAUGAGUAUGAUGGAGAAAAAGCACCCUCGAAACUUCUCUCUGGACGUCCACCCAUACAUGCUGACCAUUCGUAAGCCCAAGGUGGAUGUAGCAACAGCCGAGCCUCUGCCCCCAGUGCUCAACCUGGAUACAGUUUACCUUGAAGGCACACACACUAUCGUUCAUGUGUCAGGUUCAAUUACAGAAACUAAGAUUUGCUCUCCAAAAUCGACCAACACUGCCUUUUCUACGAUGACCUUGCCCACCAACUCUUACGUUAAUGGCGUGAGCCCAAACCCUCCCUCCAGUGAGGACCCCCUCAGUCCCAAGUCUUCUCCAACCCCUGUCCUUCUUCCUCCGCCUACCCCUCCGAGGGAGCCUCCCCCCCAGGCGGAGAACCCUGAGUGUCCACCACCAGCCCUGACCAGAGCCCCUACACACCAGCUGAUGAGCAUACAUCAUACUCUGUUUGAGGGAGAAGAGGAUGAAGAACAACGCAGGGAUAGACUGGCAGAGAGACCCGGGGAGCUCAUCGCUGCUGGGGAAUGUUGAAGGAGGAGAAAAAGAGGGACGCUGAACAAGAUUCCUCUAGCCCACUCUACACUGCGCACAUGACCAGCAUGUCAACCACUUCCUAUUGACAGUCACCUCUACUCUUAAAAUCAACUCACACUCGUCUGUGAUGGGAGGAUUAGACAGUGAGGACAUGACAUGGAAACUCCGGUAGUCCUAAAAGAGAAAUGACCGAGACGGGGAAAUUAUUCAGAGGGGAUAAUAUAAACGUUUGUUUGUAAUUAAUAAUGCUGACCAGAGUACUGCUGUAGGAAAUGAUGUCACAUUCAUGUCUCAGGAUGACUGUGUACAGCUAAACAUCCUCAAAUGAAACCAGCAGAGGUAUAAUUCAACAGGGUGCUAAAGUGCAGGAUCCAACAGCUAUAUUAAAAAGGCUUAAUGAAAGGAAAAGCAGCAAUGAGAGGUGAGUGAGCUUUCAAAAAUAUAAAUAAAAAAAGACACACACCUUAAAAGAAGACGGCAUUACAGCUUCAAACUAAAAUGUAUUUUAAACACAUAUGAUAUAGCGCUUAGUCCCUUUAUCCCAAUAGCCAGGUAGAAAGGUAGCUUACGCAAUACAGUUGAGAUCUGCACAAUUAAUAUGCAAAAGAUCACAAUAUAUUUGUGGCAAUAAUGUAUGCGCUUACAGCAUCAUAUCUCACAGAAUGCUGUAUGUAUUGACACUGUAUAUGACUCAGACUUUGUGUAGAUAAUAUAACACACGUUUCAUGGCUUUAUUAUUGCCAUUUCACCGCUGAUUAGGAACGUGUAUGAUAUCUUGACUCCACUAUAUUUGCACGUCAUUUAUAAUAGGUCAAUUGUUAUAUUAUAUACAGGAAUAGCAAAAGAACAGGCUCUAGAAUGAAAGAGUGCCGUUGUGAGGUGACGUGCAACUACAGUACAAUAUUGCUCAGAGAAACUGUCACAUAGGUAACGGAUAUCUAUGACAGAACUACAAUGAUCUGGUUGUUUUCUUCUUUUAAAGCAGAUCAAACAUAAAGAAUGGAGUUGGACCCAGUGGUAAAGUAUGUGACUGUUGUGUUCAGCUGGCUUCUCGUGGAAGUGCUGUGAUGUGAUGUGAACGAAGUGAUGAGUAGAUUUAAUGUCUCACUGGAGGGUUCAUUACUAGAUAGAAUAAGUUAUUGAAUGCCAUCUGCUGUCUCAGACACAAUCUAAAUGUCUUCAGUAGUUCUGCCCUGCCUCACAUUGUGUCAACAUCUGCUAUGAACAACUUAACAGUUAGAAUGGUCUGUCUGUGAUGUGAAGUAGAAACCAUGCAUAUGGGGUGUCUUAGCACUCUUCACAAUGAACGAGUGAGUGGACAAGGGGAUGGGUGCCUACCACUACCUCUCACAUUUUCAGCCACAUGAAUACAGGAACUUCACUAAAGGAACUGCCUGCACUGACUUACACACAAAUAUGACAUAUAUUCUACUGUAGAAAACAUUAGUACUUUCAUCUGGGGUUUACCUACAAUAUCGGUAGACAUAUGCAUACUAUACUCAUUACUCACAUUUGUCUGGGGCAUUCAGGAAGCAUACACUUGUGAUGAGGGACAGCAUUUUUUUCCAAUGAUCUUUUGGUGCAAAUACAAAAUAAUCCACUUUGUUUUCAUGUUGGCUAAAAGUCCCGUUGUUAGACUGAUCAAGCACACCGAAUGCAUCCAAAAGCACUUUAAGACUUGUAGCGCGAGUAUGUGAGGGCAUGGUAUAUGUUAAAACACAGCUCUGCUUAUAAAGAAUUUUUUUCUGUGUAGAUUUGAACAUUGAGUCAAUAAAGAAGGGAAAUCUGUGACAGAGAAAAGAGUCCAGACUUUGAUUGUACUGUGUGAAAUGUUAUAAUGGCAAGUAAAUAAAUA
Messenger RNA from Notothenia coriiceps (black rockcod), 4412 nucleotides. It is a transcript of the gene panx2, whose product is annotated as pannexin 2. Gene Ontology annotation, molecular function: wide pore channel activity. Gene Ontology annotation, biological process: monoatomic cation transport; cell-cell signaling; positive regulation of interleukin-1 production. Gene Ontology annotation, cellular component: plasma membrane. The record is from RefSeq and is a predicted model, not a curated record. The coding region runs from base 512 to 2554 and encodes 680 amino acids. The transcript has 6 exons. Lineage: Eukaryota; Metazoa; Chordata; Actinopteri; Perciformes; Nototheniidae.